ACCCUCAUGGAUGUAUACUUCCUCCGUCCGGAAAUACGAGUAGGUGCCAAAAUCUUCUUCCAUUGCUUCAGCAUUUGCGUCGUUCUCCCGUGUGCACAACGGAGAAAGGGCAGCGAAACGAAGAAAUUGAUGGCGGGAGCCGAGAGCGCGCGGCCGGCGCCUCCGGUGCUGCCGUGGACGGUGCGGCUCCAGGUGCUCGCGCUCGAGGCCUUCUGCGACCUCUCGCAGCGCCGCGACGGCACAGUGAACCGCUCCCUCUUCUCGCUCGCCGACCGGCAGACCUCGGCGAGGCCGCGCCCGGACGCGCUCGGCGUCCGCUCCGUCGACGUCGUCGUCGACCCCGCAAGGAACCUCUGGGCGCGCGUCUUCUCCCCGUCCGCGGAUAACGCUGAGGCCACUCCGCUCCCUGUCCUCGUGUACUUCCACGGCGGCGGCUUCGCGCUGCUCUCCGCGGCGUCCGCGCCCCUGGACGCCAUGUGCCGCCGCUUCUGCCGCGAGCUGGGCGCCGUGGUCGUCUCCGUCAACUACCGCCGCGCGCCCGAGCACCGUUACCCCGCCGCCUACGAUGACUGCGCGGACGUGCUCAGCUACCUUGCCACCACCGGCCUACCUGCCGACAUCGGCGUCCCGGUCGACCUCUCCCGGUGCUUCCUCUUCGGGGACAGCGCCGGCGGCAACAUCGCCCACCACGUGGCCCACCGGUGGACCUCGUCCGCCGCUGCUUCCUCCAAUAACCCCGUCCGCCUCGCCGGCAUCAUCCUGCUGCAGCCGUACUUCGGCGGCGAGGAGCGCACCGAAGCAGAGCUGAGGCUGGAGGGCGUGGGGCCGGUGGUGAACAUGCGCCGCUCGGAUUGGUCCUGGAAGGCGUUCCUGCCGGAGGGGGCCGACCGGAACCACCCGGCAGCGCACGUGACUGGCGAGGCGGGCCCGGAGCCCGAGCUGCCGGAGGCGUUCCCGCCGGCGAUGGUGGUGAUCGGCGGGUUCGACCCGCUGCAAGACUGGCAGCGGCGGUACCCCGCCAUGCUGCGGCGGUACCCCGCCAUGCUGCGGCGGAAGGGGAAGGCGGUGCGGGUGCUGGAGUUUCCGGACGCCAUCCAUGGCUUCUACAUGUUCCCGAAGCUCCCCGACGCCGGGAAGCUCGUCAAGGACGUUAAGAACUUCAUGGAAACCACCACGUGCGACCAUUAAUCCGCUGUGUAGUCGACUCAGCUCGUAUGCAGCCUCGCCGGCGAGAGCUCCAUCGCGUCGGAUGCGAGGGAAAUCUCACUUUCGGUAUUGCUUGCACGUAGCGUUGCGUGGAUGUGCCAUUCCUCUUGUUUGCAGGUGCUUCUCCACCGAUAAUACUACAUUUACGUCAA
Messenger RNA from Triticum urartu, 1358 nucleotides. Its product is annotated as putative carboxylesterase 18. Gene Ontology annotation, molecular function: hydrolase activity. The record is from RefSeq and is a predicted model, not a curated record. Lineage: Eukaryota; Viridiplantae; Streptophyta; Magnoliopsida; Poales; Poaceae.